CACGGCUGAAGCAGAUCAAUUUCGAUUUUUUCUCCAUCUUUACCGCGUCGCCAUUUGUAAUUACAUCGCGUGUGCUUUUUUUCCACUGAAAGAAAUUUGCAAAAUUUUCUUAAUUUUUUUCGUUUUAUUUUAAAUAAAAUGAGUGAUUAUUCAACUGUAGCCCCGCCACAAUCAAAUAUAAAUCAAUCCCAGGCAUUUGCUGCCGCCCUUCAACGUGCAAAACAGAUCGCUGCCAAAAUCCAACCAACUGGCCAGCAACAACAAUCCCAGCCACAGCAACUGCAAGGCGGCGGCGGCUAUAAGCGCUCUUUGAACGACGAAGACUCCGCUGGACCGGAUGCAAAGAAAUUCUCCAGCCCAGAUUCGUACAAUUCACAACAGGGCGGAAAUAUGUCUCAGGCGCUGGCACAGGCAGCGGCCGUUGCGGCUCGUCUCGCCGCCACCGCUGGCAAUACGACCGAGGAACAGCUGAGAAUUCCCGAGGCAAUUGUCAGUCAUUUGGUGAUUGGAAGGAAUAGUAGCGACAAUAUUUCACACAUUCAAGCCGAAUCCGGGUGCAAGAUUCAGCUAUCGCAGGAAUCAGAACGUACUGUUACCGUGCGAGGAAGUCGUGAUGCCGUUACUAAAGGAAGAGAAAUGAUUCAACAAAUGGCCACGCAGCAUGGAGCUGGCACAGUAGAAAUAGUUCUUUCUAUAACAAUGCCACCACCAGGCCCAACUGGCUAUCCGCCAUACCAAGAAAUUAUGGUACCGGGAGCCAAGGUUGGUUUGGUCAUUGGAAAAGGUGGUGAGACCAUUAAAAUGCUUCAAGAAAAAACUGGCGCAAAAAUGGUCAUCAUACAAGAUGGUCCUAACCAAGAAGUUAUUAAACCCUUAAGAAUCUCUGGAGAUCCUCAGAAAAUUGAACACGCCAAGAGUUUAGUUUUUGAGCUGAUUCAAGACAAGGAUCAGGUUCGACCAGGUGGCGGGUUCAAUAAUUCAAACGGAUCCGGAGGCGAGUCAGCUGAAGUCUUUGUUCCAAAAGUAGCCGUGGGAGUUGUCAUCGGCAAGGGUGGUGAUAUGAUCAAGAAAAUCCAAGGCGAAACUGGAUGCAAAUUGCAAUUCAUUCAGGGAAAGAAUGAUGAACCUGGCGAUCGUCGUUGUAUAAUCCAAGGCAGUCGUCAGCAAGUCGAGGACGCCAAACGCAUGAUUGAAGGACUAAUUGAAAGUGUUAUGCAGAGAAGUCAAGCUAAUAACAACCGGAAUAAUAAUGCCGGAGGUGGAGGUGGUGGUCAGCAAGCAGAUAACGCAAAUUCCAACUAUGGCUACGGCUAUGGUGUGAAUCACACCCAACAAGCGGCAAGAGAAGAAGUAACCUUCUCUGUUCCUGCUUCCAAAUGUGGUAUUGUUAUUGGUCGUGGAGGUGAAACGAUCAAAUUGAUUAACCAACAGACUGGCGCUUACUGUGAAAUGGAUCGUAGUGCUGUGAAUCCACCAUCAGAGAAGAUGUUCAAGGCGAAGGGUACCCCCGAACAAAUUGAACAUGCCCGCCAAAUGAUUUCCGAAAAAAUUAACAUUGAUUUAGUCGUUUUGUCGCGCAAACCAAUUGGCAAUGCUCCAAAUCAUCAAAACAAUUACAACAACAAUGGUGGCAUGCAAAGUGAUCCAAAUGCAGCUGCUUAUCAGCAACAAUGGGCGGGUUAUGCUCAGCAAGGCGGUUGGGAUCAAGCGCAACAACAACAACAGCAACAGAUGGGAGCAAUGCCACAAGCAAGUGCGGCAGGGCAAGCCGAUUAUUCAACACAGUGGAUUGAGUAUUAUAAGUCAAUGGGUAUGCACAGAGAAGCGGAAAUGAUUGAGCAACAACUUAAGGCAAAACAAGUGAUGGCAUCAGCCGCUAAUCCAGCAAUACCUGCAGCAGCGCCUCAAAUGACUCCACAACCCCAAGUCCAACCCCAGCAACAGCAGCAAGUGCAACAACAGCAACAGCAGCAUGUACAGCAGCAGCAACAACAACAGCAACAGCAAACUGCUGCGCAAGGUCAGACGCCUGACUACAGCGCUCAAUGGGCUGAGUAUUACCGUAGUAUAGGUAAAAUGGAAGAAGCCGAAGCUAUUGAAAAACAAAUGAAGGGCGGCGCAGCAAAUGGACAAGCCAAUGCCAAUCCAAGUGUAAGCGCUCCCACACAACCUGCUGCAGCGGCUGCAGCACCACAGCAACCAGCGGCAGCUGGAGGUUACCCUCAGGGUAUGACUCCUAGCCAAUAUGCACAGUAUUCUCAAUAUUAUGCUGCAGCUGCUGCAGCCGGUCAACCCGGCGGUUACCCCCAGCAAGCAUAUCCAGGUUAUGGUUAUCCCAGCGGUCCACAACCGGGUAUGCCUGGUGGUCCCCAAGGUGGCGCAGGCGGUCCUCCCAAUCCUCAGCAGCAUAAACCCAACAGCAAGCCAAACGAUAAGAAAUAAAAUGUGCGCGUUUUUAAGUUAAUAUAAUUUACUUGAUAUUUCCAACAACCACAAUAUGCAAUAAUUUCUUACAGAGGUGUCACGUUUGAUGAUUUUAUGUGUAUGGAGAGAAAGAGAUAUACUUAUAUAGUAAUAAUAUUGAUAAAUUAAAAAAAAAAAACCAUAAGUAAACUAAAAAAAAAAAACGUUUACUUAGCUUCCUUCCUUCGUUCGACGCAUUGUUCUAGAGAAAUUAAUUCAAAAGAAACGAAAAAAAAGCAAGAUUGGUCUAAGUAUGUGUAGUUAUAUAAGGAGACAAUUUAAAGCAAAAAAAAAAAAAUACAACAAA
Molecule: messenger RNA, 2770 nt
Organism: Episyrphus balteatus (marmalade hoverfly)
Lineage: Eukaryota; Metazoa; Arthropoda; Insecta; Diptera; Syrphidae
Gene: Psi
Product: far upstream element-binding protein 1
Exons: 9
Coding region: 139-2442 (767 amino acids)
Biological process (GO): regulation of DNA-templated transcription
Cellular component (GO): cytoplasm; nucleus
Molecular function (GO): mRNA binding
Source: RefSeq, a predicted model, not a curated record